Molecule: messenger RNA, 1285 nt
Organism: Kogia breviceps (pygmy sperm whale)
Lineage: Eukaryota; Metazoa; Chordata; Mammalia; Artiodactyla; Physeteridae
Gene: CLEC4G
Product: C-type lectin domain family 4 member G
Biological process (GO): immune response; biological process involved in interspecies interaction between organisms
Cellular component (GO): external side of plasma membrane
Molecular function (GO): carbohydrate binding
Source: RefSeq, a predicted model, not a curated record
UCUGCUCCCAGAGCUGGGUGCCUGCUCACCAUGGACACUGUCGGGUACAGCAAGUGGGACGGCAGGCUGGAGGAGGUCCCCGGAGGGCACCGGGGACGCUGGGGACAGAGAGCCCUCCUCCUGACCGUAGCUCUCUUGGUGGUCACAAUCCUGUGGGCCCUCGUUCUGAGCGUCCUGUUUUCCAAGGCCUCCACAGAGCGCGGAGCGCUGCUCGGCCAGCAGGAUCUGCUGAGGACAAACUCCUCGAAGCAGAUGGCGGUGCUGGGUGUCCUGAAGGAGGAGGUCCGAGCCUGCAACAGCUGCUGCCUGGGAACUCAGGCGCAGCUGCAGACCGUGCACACCAAGCUUAGAGAGGCACAGUCGAAGCUGAUCCAGCAGGAGAGCGCCCUGAAAGAAAUGAGCGAGCGCGUGACCCAGAGCUUGGCCAAAGCCGGUAGGGACCGUGAGAACAUCCGCAGUGAGCUCUUCCAGGCUCUGGAAGGAGUCCGACUCGGGAACCGCUCCUGCGAGGAGUGCCCCAAGUCGUGGCUGCCAUUCCAGGGCUCCUGUUACUUUUUCUCCACCCAACGGGCCACGUGGGUGGAGGCACAGCGCCACUGCGAGGGCGCCAGAGCGCACCUGGUGAUUGUCGGGGGCCCGGAUGAGCAGGGCUUCCUAAGUCGGAACACUGGUGGCCGCGGUUACUGGCUGGGCCUGAGGGCCGUGCGCAGAGCGCUCAGGAUCCAGGGCUACCAGUGGGUGGACGGAGUCGCGCUCAGCUUCAGCCACUGGAAUCAGGGGGAGCCCAAUGAUUCGCUGGGGCGCGAGGACUGCAUCAUGAUUCUCCCCACGGGGAUGUGGAACGACGCACCGUGCAACAACAAGGACGACAGCUGGAUCUGUGAGAAGAGGCUCAGCUGCUGACCACGCCCAGUGCCCCAGAGUCACGCCCACUGGCACUUGUCCAAUCGCCUGAGCCGCUCACCGUCCUGGCUCCGCCCACCACCAUUAAUGUCCCAUCCCACCCACAGCGUAGGCCAGUAACUGCACUCGGAGACCUCUGCUCCAGCCUCACUGCAACCCCUCACCCGUGGACCUCACCUAGCCUCCACCCGCUCCAAAAUCUGAGCUCCCCGGCCCUGUGAUCUGACCCUAUCGCCCUCCCUAACCAAGGUCAAGUAACUCGGGGAUGGAGCUGUUUGAUUUACUUGUAUUUUACCAUGCAGAUGGAAGGCCUCAAAGAUAGGGAUUUUGAGAGCUUUCUUUGCAGCCCGAGGGAGCAUCAAUAAAUGAGAAAUGAAUCUUG